AUGGAGACCUCGUAUCCCAUUCCCUUCCCAGGCAGUGUGUACGGCCGCCGAGGCCCAGUUCGAGAUUUUAGAUUUAGCGGCCGCGUGGUCCCUUAUCCCUGUCCCUGUCCCUUCCACUCCGAGUCCCUACAACCGUCGACCCAGAGGCACUCCUUCUGGAAUUGUAGCACCGCCCUGCUCGUCGUGGCAAAAGUCCACCCGCCCCACGCCCUUCCCAGACUCUCCGCCCUUGGCAGUGGAACUGCUACGACACUCCCUACUGCUUUCGUUCGGUCCGCCCCAGAUGGACGUCCUCCGAGUCGGCUGCAACCCCCUGUUGCAGCUUCCCUCCGGGCAUUCAAACAGAUUCUGCUACCCGUCUCCAUCGCUUCUGAUCGCCCGGCGUUGCUCGUCUCGGAAUCCUUGAUCGGCACUCUGCACGGCACCAGCCAACGGGGGCAAACCCUCACCUGCACACUGGAACCCCGUCAGGGCCCCUGGGCAUUGCAGAGGGUAGUGGAGCAGAUGCACGCAACGGGCAACGCAGAGCGGUUGCACGUCGAACCAUCGCCAUGGCAUCCACCCCCAGCUGCAUCUCAGGCGUGA
Molecule: messenger RNA, 585 nt
Organism: Penicillium argentinense
Lineage: Eukaryota; Fungi; Ascomycota; Eurotiomycetes; Eurotiales; Aspergillaceae
Exons: 1
Coding region: 1-585 (194 amino acids)
Source: RefSeq, a predicted model, not a curated record